Messenger RNA from Symbiodinium sp. CCMP2592, 816 nucleotides. The record is from the annotation of a GenBank genome assembly. NCBI's taxonomy places the organism in Eukaryota, Dinophyceae, Suessiales, Symbiodiniaceae.
AUGCAGGAAAACGACAUCGAUGAUCUUCGACGAGUCGUGGCCAACGCAGAGGACGGCGAGUUCAUUCAGGCCCUGCCCGGUCAAAAAGGGGGCGGCAAGGAGUCGCGAAUGCAAGGCCCCUAUUCCGGACGCUGUCGGGCUUCGUUGAUCUGGCCUGUGGAGGCCUUCAUCCUACAAGCCUUCGUGUUGGCGCUGAAGUCCUCGCUGCUGGAGAUCACUCAACAGAUGGUGGACUGGGGGGUGCCCCUCCAUAGCCCGCAGCUCUCGCAGGCAUUGCACCUGGUCUGCGAGCUGGUCAACCGGGAGAACUUCAGCAACUCCUGGCGCGUUGUGAAAGCCCUCACGGACGGCAACACGGAGGGGGGCUUGGACAUCAACGCUCCACGGCAGUCUGACGGGUGGACACCUCUUUGCAUCGCCUCUGCGGACGCGUGCCUGCCCAUGGCCUUCAAGCUCCUCGAGUUAAAGGCCGACCCGAAUGUGAUCACCAGGGCCAAUGAGACCCCGCUGGCCCUGGCAAAGCGAAGCCGCGACGACGACAGUGACGAGCAGAAGGAGGCGCGUGGCAUCAUCUCCAACAUGCUGCGAUCAUACGGCGGGCAGGACACCUGCAAAGACGCCUUGAGGAUGUUGAGAAAGACGAGCCAGCCUGCCGCAUCCAAAGAGAGCCAGGCGCUAAAGGAGGAAGUAGUCACGGCCAGGGGCCUACUGCCAGAGGUGUCCAAAUCAAUUCGCCCUUCACACUCUGUUCGUCUCUGCCCGCUAGGACCAGGAGUCAUGUGCGCUUUCGUUAGGAACCGAAUCCCCUGCCCUUGA